Messenger RNA from Heterocephalus glaber (naked mole-rat), 3519 nucleotides. RefSeq names its product Ras association domain family member 5 (gene Rassf5). Lineage: Eukaryota; Metazoa; Chordata; Mammalia; Rodentia; Bathyergidae. Gene Ontology annotation, cellular component: nucleus. Gene Ontology annotation, biological process: signal transduction. The record is from RefSeq and is a predicted model, not a curated record.
GGGAGGAGCCGCAGCCGCCAGCCGGGCAUGGCCAUGGCGUCCCCGGCCAUCGGGCAGCGCCCCUACGCGCUGCUCUUGGACUCCGAGCCGCCGCGUUAUCUGCAGAGCCUGAGCGGCCCGGAGCCGCCGCCGCCCUCCGGGCGCUCCUCGCGCCGCUGUGUCCCCGCGGCCCUCUCCACCGCGCCUGGGGCGCACGAGGGGCGCGGCGACCGCCAGGCUGCCCGGGGGGACCCCCAGUCGCAGCCCCGAGCCCCGCGACCCGCGCGCCCUCUCCGGCCCGGGCGGCAGCAGAGACUGCGGCGGCGGCCUGGAGCGCCCCGGCCCCGCGACGUGCGGAGCAUCUUCGAGCAGCCGCAGGAUCCCCGCGUGCCGGCGGAGCGAGGCGAGGGCCACCGCUUCGCGGAACUGGCGCUGCGGGGCGGCCCCGGCUGGUGCGACCUGUGCGGGCGCGAGGUGCUGCGGCCGGUGCUGCGCUGCGCCAACUGCAAGUUCACCUGCCACCCUGAGUGCCAUGCCCUGAUCCAGCUGGACUGCAGUCAGCAGGAGCGGCCGGUGUGGGACAGAGCCUCCCGGGAGACCAUCCUCGGCCCGGCCUCCAGCCAGAAUGUCUGCAAGCCAGCGGAGGAGCCACGGCGGCCGCCCACGCUGCAGGAGGUCAGGCAGAAGAUUGACAGCUACAACAGCCGCGAGAAGAACUGCCUGAGCAUGAAGCUGAGCGAAGAUGGCACCUACACAGGUUUCAUCAAAGUGCAUUUGAAGCUUCGGCGGCCGGUGACAGUGCCUGCUGGGAUCCGGCCCCAGUCCAUCUACGACGCCAUCAAAGAGGUGAACCUGGCCGCCACCACAGACAAGCGGACGUCCUUCUACCUGCCGCUCGAUGCCAUCAAGCAGCUGCACAUCAGCAGCACCACCACCGUCAGUGAGGUCAUCCAGGGGCUGCUCAAGAAGUUCAUGGUUGUGGACAAUCCCCAGAAGUUUGCACUUUUCAAGCGGAUACACAAGGACGGACAAGUGCUCUUCCAGAAGCUCUCUGUUGCCGACUGCCCCCUCUACCUACGCCUGCUCGCGGGCCCUGACACGGAUGUCCUCAGCUUCGUGCUCAAGGAGAAUGAAACUGGAGAGGUGGAGUGGGAUGCCUUCUCCAUCCCUGAGCUCCAGAACUUCCUAACAAUCCUGGAAAAAGAAGAGCAGGACAAACUCCAACAGGUGCGGAAUAAGUACACCGAGUUCAGACAGAAACUGGAGGAGGCCUUACGAGAGUCCCAGGGCAAACCUGGGUAACGGGUCCCACUUCUCUCUUCCCGGUGCGCGUGGACUUAUUUUCGGUAUUCAUUAUUGUUUGGGAACAGACACUUUUUCUCAGGACAUCUCUGGUGGGUGUACUUGUGCCUGCCCAGCAACUCCAGAUGCGACACAAAGCCCCUCCCACGGACGAGGGUUUGCGUGGGCUCCAUUCCUGCCCACCGCCCACGCCGAGCCCCCCACGGACUCGGCCAGCGAAGGAUCAGAACCCGUACGGAGUGAACCAAGUUGUCCUCUCCAUCUGUAGCCUUUCCCAGAACAAAUGGCUGCCUCUGCUCACCAAACUGGAACCUGUCCCCCCAGCCAGCUAAGGAAAGAAGAAAGGUUUUAUAGAGCUCUGUGUUCUUUCUCUGGCUUUGCUCCUUCUUCACUUUCUCUUUCAUUUUCCCCUUGCAAUACUUUUAUUUAUUUACGCUGCAGCAGGCCAGAGCUCAGUCCCCGAGGCAGGGAAAUGCUGGUAAGAUUGUCCCAAGGUGCCUGAGGGAGGUGAUCAGUCACUGAGCAGGAUGCUGGGGCUGGAGGCUCGGGGCUCGGGGCGGCUCUGCGGUCCCCAGAGAAGCUGCAGCCCCCCCACCCCGCCCUGAUCACCUGAGACUGAGUGCGUGGAAACCCAGAGGCGUACACCUGCAUGUGUCUGUCAACCGCUAUUUGGUUUUGUUUGCUUUUUGUAGUUCUGGGGAUCGAACCUGGGGCCUUCACACUGAGCUACGUCCCUCGCCUUUUGUUUUUGUUGUUUUGUUUUGAGACAGUGUCUCACCAAGUUAACAGCGCCCCAGCCUGGGCUAGAAACUUGAGAUCCUCUUGUCUCAGCCUCCAAGAGUGCCUAAACGGCUGUUUGAAGUUACAGACCUGAGACUGGUACUGUUGUCCUCCUCCUGUUUCUGCCCAAGGGGACCAGCAUUCACCAUUUCGAAAGUCUCCUGCUGAGUCGGAAAACCAGACCAUAAGAGAAAGCCGAAAGGUGUUGCAGAGAAACGUUCGAGCUGUCUCCGGCCAGCCCCUAGCAAGGGGGCAGAGCAGGGCCUGGUGCCUUGGGUUUCCCUCUUGGCCUCCAGCACUGCUUCCCUCUGCCCUCUGGGACUGUGGCAUCUCCAGGUGCUGGCCAAGGAGUAGCCUUGAUUACGGAGGGGUCCUCCAACUCGGCCAGCUCGGAGUUUGUGGUAAAGCUCGGCUGGCCUACGGCCCCGGCUCAGGGAGCGUGGGCCUGACCCCCCAGCUGACCACAGUGCCUUUGUUUUCAGAGAGAGACAGGAGCAGGGCGUGUUCACUUGGAGCUCUGCUGCUGGCUUGCUCUCGCCAGGCAGUGGCUCCCUGACUCUGAACGUUGGCACUGCUUCUGUUUAUGUUCAAACUUAAACUGGCCCGAAAUUCCAGCAAGUAGCCAGGACUGCAGACACUGCAGUGCAGAGGGAGGGGACUUGUCAUACCAAUCCGGCCCCUGACUGACAUUUCUUUGAUGCCCUCUGCUUUCCCAAGUCCCUCGCAGGCUAGCUUGAGCCCACACUCCUCCGUGUACCCUCAGAUGUUCCCUCCCUGACCCCACAGGAGUGCCAACCCUUGUCACACAAACUUUUUUUUUUUUGGUGCCGGGGAUCGAACUCGGGUCCUUGCGCUUGCGCAGCAGGUGACGAAACCACUGAGCUAAAUCCCCCGCCCCAUCACACAGACUCUUCAGAGCUGCAGCUGCCACCUGGGCUAGCAACUCUCACAGAUUUCUUAGGACGCCCAAGCCCUGGAACCUCCCAUCUCACGCUCAGCCUUACCUCUCCCCGCCCUGUAGUGAAGGCAGCGGGUGGGGAGCCCUCCUCAGUCCUGCAUGUCUCUGACGUGGAGAAGGCACAGCUCCUGCUGCAACCCCCGCGAAUGCUGCUCAGACCUUCCCUCGACGGGACGGCUCUUUUAUUUUUGAGAAGGAAAGCAAAUCAUGUACAUAUAUACAGAUGCACAUAGCUAUAUAUAGAGAGAUAACGGUUAUGACAGAAGAAAAUUAUGGGGAAAUUCCGACUUUAAAGCACAGUUAACCCCUGGGCCUGUGCUCAGGUUUUCGCCUCCAGGACGUGUGUGUAGAGCUUCCUCCCCUCCUGGAGGUGGGGGUAACUGCUGGUAGUGCCUUCCAUGGUUCUGUUGCUCAGUGUGUGUUGGUUUUAAGACUAUUUUCUUUUUCAGUGUCUUUCUUAUAUGGGUUUAAAAAAAAGAAAUAAAAGCUUGUAAAAAUUA